Messenger RNA from Pseudomyrmex gracilis, 1456 nucleotides. Its product is annotated as transmembrane protease serine 11E-like. Lineage: Eukaryota; Metazoa; Arthropoda; Insecta; Hymenoptera; Formicidae. The transcript has 8 exons. The record is from RefSeq and is a predicted model, not a curated record. Gene Ontology annotation, molecular function: serine-type endopeptidase activity. The coding region runs from base 204 to 980 and encodes 258 amino acids. Gene Ontology annotation, biological process: proteolysis.
CUCGAAGCGUACACUUCUAUAGGUUCCCUGUUAUAUCCCGACAUGGAAGAAAAGUAAAAUACAAAAGUAAAAUUCUGGUAAAAUCGUGCGUGGUAUAUUUCGGUGCAAAGCGAAGUAAAACGAAAAAGACAUAAAUAGCACUUGUUUAGCGAUCCUGUCUUUUAGAAAAGAUUGUAGUCCUAAAAGUGCUUAAUAUUCGCAACAUGUUUUCUUCAAGUUUACUUGUUGUUGGUCUCAUAUCCAUUACUCAGGGUCUCACAGAUUCAGUUGCUGAAGACAAAAAGAUACUGGCCGGUACAACUGUGACUCAGGUUCUUUUACGAGAAAAUCGUUUUAACACCUCUAUCUGCGGCGGAGCUUUGUUUCACCCUUAUUACGUUAUUACCGCUUCCCAAUGUGUUUUACAUUACCAUCCUCAUCAGUUAAGUGUAUUCUUUGACACGCCAUUAUAUGACAAAAAAUAUAAUUAUACUAUUCAAAAAAUAAUUAUACAUCCAUACUAUGAAUACACUAGCGGGAUGCAUGACAUCGCAUUGAUCAAACUGUCAUCGCCAGUUCCUAAAGGCUCAGGUAUUCUAUAUGGAAUUAUGCCUGAACCGGAUGAAAAUAUCAUGAAUGGAAGGCCAGUGACAGUUGUCUCAUUUGGUAAAAGAUUGAUCUUCAAUCAGGUACAAUUGUUACACAACAAAUUGAAUAUAGUCAGUUGGAGAAUUUGCAAAAGCGAGUAUGAACGCUUUGGGUUUCUUAUUACCCAAAAUUAUGUCUGCGCACGUAAUGCGAGUUUAGGAAGCUGCAUCGGUAGUGUGGGCUUUCCAUUGGUCGAUAUGCAAAAUCGAUUUAUUGGAAUCGCAACAUUUCCGUUUAGGUGUGGACCACUGCCUAAAAGUAAUCUCCCGAGUGUGUACAUCCGGGUAUCUUCAUAUUUUUAUUGGAUCUAUUUGACAGUUUUUCUUAAUACACCGACGACAUACCACCAAUAGGUUAUGAAUACUAACGAAAUUACAAAAGUACAUUUGUAAAAAUUCACACGCUUGACUCCUCAAUACGCUUAUCUAAUUUUUAUUUUUAACUUUAAGAAAUUAUUGUUAUAUUUAUUUUUUUAUUUUUAAUAAAUAAAUCUUGCAUAAAUAAAUAUAAAAUAAUUAUGAACAAAGUAAAUGUAAUUGUUUUAGAAAUUAAGGAAGCAAACAUUCAAGUUAAUAUUUAUAAGUUUUGACAUCUUUUUUCUUUAGUACUUUGUGUCGUAUAUGUUUGCAAACAAAAAUCAAAAAAUAGUGUUUUUAAGAUAACGAAUUAGAAUAAGCGUUUCAGAGUUUAAAAUAAGUUAUGUAUAUAAAAUACAAAAUAUUCCAACGUAUUGUUGGAAUAAUCAUUAAAAUAUACGGUGAUAAAUUUCCAAAAUGUCACCUUUUGUUAUGCCAAUAUUAACAUUAUAUUUGUACUUUUCACUAGAUAU